AGAGAACCUACAAACUAGACUUGUAGACCAAAAUUACCUGAUCAAAAAGACAUACUCUGCAAGUUUCCUCAAGUCCUCCUACCUUUGCAUACAGGCUGAACCAUCAAAAGAACUGACAAUUACAGCCUGAGAUGGAUGGCAGUAAUGGCAAAGUUAUUGCUCCUCUCCUAACUCAGAGAUACCGGAGGAUGGUCACCAAGGAUGGCCAUAGCACACUUCAAAUGGAUGGAGCUCAAAGAGGCCUUGCCUAUCUUCGAGAUGCUUGGGGAAUCCUAAUGGACAUGCGCUGGCGAUGGAUGAUGUUGGUCUUUUCUGCUUCUUUUGUUGUCCACUGGCUUGUCUUUGCAGUGCUCUGGUAUGUUCUAGCUGAGAUGAAUGGUGAUCUGGAACUAGAUCAUGAUGCCCCACCUGAAAACCACACUAUCUGUGUCAAGUACAUCACCAGUUUCACAGCUGCAUUCUCUUUCUCCCUGGAGACACAACUUACAAUUGGUUAUGGUACCAUGUUCCCCAGUGGUGACUGUCCAAGUGCAAUCGCCUUACUUGCCAUACAAAUGCUCCUAGGCCUGAUGCUAGAAGCUUUUAUCACAGAUUUAUGUCAGAAAAGAGAAAGAUUAACCUUCCCCACUGGUGAUGACCCAAGCAGGAAUCAUCUCUUGAAACAGCUGAAUAAAAGCAAGCAGUUGUGAAGAGCAGAGCAGAGCACAGCAGCAAGUCACAUUUUUCUACUCUCUGACCAAAGGAAAAGAAAAUAAAGAAGAACUCUGGAGUGGUCUAAGAACCGAUAAUAGCAGACGAGUAUCAAGAACACAGUAACUUAAUUAUUGCAAACUUUUGCUGUCUGAAAAUCUCAGGCAUUCUUAAGUACUAGUCAAACCAACAGAUUCUUUUUCAAUCCAAGACUGUUGUAACAUGUAUAGACAGCAGGAAUUAUUUCCAUAAUAAAUUAACAAGAUUCACCUAAUCUGUGAAAAUAAAGUAGUAUCUAAAAUUUAUAUGGUAUGUUUUUUUCAUAAGAGUUCUUAUGUCACUUACAUAGAUCACAAAUUCAACAGUUAAGUGAAGCUGCCCAAAGUGACACAACAAGUAAACAAACAAGAUCUGCGAUCUAAGUCUCCCUAUAGAUGCAGUAUGACCUCCAUUUAAAUCAGAUGAGUCUCAUGUUAUCCUUAAUGUUUACAGAUAAACUUUCCAUUUGAAAACCAGAUACAAACCCCAACCCCCCCCCCCGAAAAAAAACCUGUUGUCA
Choloepus didactylus (southern two-toed sloth) is the source of this 1249-nucleotide messenger RNA. It is a transcript of the gene KCNJ13, whose product is annotated as potassium inwardly rectifying channel subfamily J member 13. NCBI's taxonomy places the organism in Eukaryota, Metazoa, Chordata, Mammalia, Pilosa, Megalonychidae. Gene Ontology annotation, biological process: potassium ion import across plasma membrane; regulation of monoatomic ion transmembrane transport. The transcript is spliced from 3 exons. Gene Ontology annotation, cellular component: plasma membrane. The record is from RefSeq and is a predicted model, not a curated record. Bases 132 to 689 code for a protein of 185 amino acids. Gene Ontology annotation, molecular function: inward rectifier potassium channel activity.